CAUUAGACAAAAGUAUGACGAUGAAUUGCCGGCAAACAAAGCCGUUGGCCCAUGAGAAACCAAUCUCUUGACGACACGUAAAGCUAUUCGCCAUGAUAAAACUCAUCUUCUGACGGCACAUGGAGCAAAUAAAUGAUGCUGAAUUGUUGCCGUUAGCCCAUGCGAAGCCAGUCUCCUUUUGCCAUUACCUAUAUGCCAUCGUCUACAUAUAGUUCGCUGUGGAGAGUGGUAAGAUGACAAUAAUGAUGGGGAUGAAGAUGAUGAGCUCAUCGACCCAAUCCCAGUAUUAUUAUUGAGCAAUUUUAGUUCUGAGUUAUUGUUUUCAGCUCGGCCAGUAGCACCUCAUUCGGAGAGAUCUAUCUCGGUAGUGACAUAUAAACAAACGAGGAAGUCGCGCUUAAGCUUGCCUAUAUGUUCACAGCUUGUUAACGCAUCAGAAGUGAAUUCUCAAGUCAUUCUCUAUCAUAAUCUCCACCGAUCACAGUCUGAGCAGUGCAAUACCAAUGGCCGAGUCUGUUGUUUCGUUCGCGGUGGAGAAAAUAGGAAACCUGCUCAUCGACGAGGUCAAAUUCUUGAGGGGAGUGGAGGGCAAGGUCACGGACCUGCACAGCGCGCUGAGGCAGGUCCAAGCCUUGCUGAGGGAUGUGGAUGCAAGACGAGAGCGCAAAAAAGCUGUGGAAGAAUGUGUCGCACAACUCCGAGACUUUGCCUAUGAUGCUGAGGACGUCAUCGAGAGAUACUACCUCAAAGCGGCGCUGACGGAGGGACAAAACAUCAUCAAGGCGUAUGCUUGCUUCAUGGCGAAGUGCUCGUGCGUGCAGGUUCAUGAAGCGGGGACAGAGAUCGAGGGCUUAAAAUCCAGAAUUUCUGAAAUUGGUGAUAAGAUGCAGAAAUAUGGCAUACAGCCUCUGCAUGAGAGCGAAUGCGAAACCGCGAGAGCUUCGACGCCAGAACGGACUUAUGCCCAUUUCGAGGAGGAAGAUUUUGUCGGGAGGGAAGAUCAUAUCAAGGUGUUGGUGAACGAGCUGUUGAGGGAUGGAGAACAACAGAGAAUUAUUUCCAUUUGUGGAAUGGGUGGUUUGGGUAAAACCACUCUUGCUAAGAAAGUCUUUGCUCAUGACAAAGUGAAGAAGCAUUUCGAUGGUUUUGCUUGGGCUUGCAUAUCUCAAGAGUACCGUGUGAGGGAUAUCUUGGAGGGAAUUCUUGUUAAGUUGAACCAUAAUCAAAGAGAAGGGUUACGAAGAUGAAAGAUGACGAAUUGUUUGAAACUUUAUACAUGACCCAAAAAACAGAAGAGAUGUAUUGUGGUUCUUGACGAUAUUUGGACCGAAGAGGCAUGGGUUGGUCUUAGAAACGCAUUCCCGACCAACGACACGAGAAGCAAGCUAUUGAUAACAACCCGCAAUAGAGAAGUAGCUCAGCAUAUCGAUCCUCAUUGUUUUCUCAAUGAACCUCAGUGCUUAUCACCAGAGGAGAGCUGGAAUCUGCUAAAGAAGAAGGUAUUCCCUCAAACAAAAGGAUUAGUUGUUGAAAUUUCUUCGAUGG
Molecule: messenger RNA, 1545 nt
Organism: Eucalyptus grandis
Lineage: Eukaryota; Viridiplantae; Streptophyta; Magnoliopsida; Myrtales; Myrtaceae
Product: putative disease resistance protein At1g50180
Exons: 4
Coding region: 504-1247 (247 amino acids)
Molecular function (GO): ADP binding
Source: RefSeq, a predicted model, not a curated record